AUGCCUGACGAUAGUGGAGAUACUGCUAGGCAAAUUAAUGCGUAUGAGAAGAAUGUGUUCGGUAAGUAUUUUGAGAAACGUGGUUACAGGAUUAAUUCCGUGAAAGGCAAGCAGACCGGUGAGUUGCAGGACAUGCCAUCUAUGAAUGGUAGGAAAAUUUAUGACGAUCUGCUCAGCGAUAAUAUUGGUUCAUCUGGCAAUAUAAGAACGACUGCUGCGUGGGUAGCGGAGAUUAGUGAACUCAAGAAAGCUAACAACAGGAAUCCUUAUCAAAUCAACGUCGUCGACAUUCUCCAUUACCUUUAUGAUUGUCUCAACCGUUACAACGAUGUAUGUCACCUGUCCGCAUUAACAUCGACGAAAAGACCAUGCAGCGUCUAUGAAAUGCUUCUAUGGCUCUCCGGUCUUCCGCAUCAUCCCGUCCAUACAGCCAUGCGAGAUGGGCGAAUCCUGGAAGUGAUAGACGAGAUCAAUGAAGCGGAAAAAGAGGAAGACGCAAAGAGAGACCAAGGAGAUACAACUGAGACGACCAGCGAAGAUGCCAUUACGCACAGUGUCGUCGACACCGAUUCCAUAUCUCUAGAAGCCUACCCGAGAAAGGCAUCAUAUGAACAUAUGCGAACGGCGGUGACGCACAUCUGCUCAACAUCAUACGACAUUCUCUGCACUAUAGCCGGCCACGGAGAUGAAUACACAGUGUACGCUAGCGAUUACUCCAAUAACUCCAUUAAGUUCCAUUACCCUGCUACAGGAGAGGACUGCCUUGACAUGUUCUUUGACAUCCUCCGAAGAAUGUUACCAACAUUGAGUUUCUUGAAAAGCCAAUGUGGCCUGACUGCUAAACACCACGGUUGGUCCGACUGCCAAUAUGGUGUCAAUGCCGCUCCAGCAAAAUGGCCAUGCGAGGAGCACUCAAGUGAAGAAGCAACGGGUCAGCCAACCAAGCAAGCAAAGUGCCAACCAACGUGCCGGGCAAAUACCGAUGUAAACUGCCAACCAACAUCGCCACUUAUGUCCUAUUUAAAUGAUUGUCUACCUGGUCAUUUGCCGCACCAGCUUACUAAAAUUGGAUGCAAAUAUGAGUGCGCUACUUGUCCGUCCACCUCUAGAAAAGGAAUGCCAUGUCAACCUCCACUUGGCUUCCGCGGUUUUUCUGGUAGUACGAGGAAAGGCAGGGACGUAUGCAAAGUGCUAACCAAGUUCCUAGAUAAUGUCGAUAUUUCAUGCUUAUUCACUCUAAUACCGAAGCCGCCCACCAGCCUACCUGAGCAUUUCGGAUUUGCGUUGUCGCUUGCGCAGUACAUCAACACUAAUAAGCCCUUAUAUGUUAGGAGUGACACAUUCUCGUAUGCUAUUGUGUCGUCCAUCGAAUCGCAAUCUAUCGAGCUUUAUAAGGAUCCAUACGCGCUCACAAAAUCCAUCGCUGAUGCAUACGGUUCCGACGCUAUUAGCCAUUCUAAAUGUGAAAGCUACCAUCUUCGAAAUCUUACGAUAAACGGCAUGUGUAAGCUAGGCGAAGACAGAAUUAACUGCGCAUCCUAUAUUUCAUCUCUGUGUAAUUAUUCUUAUGAAAUAGUCGCUUACAAACACGCCAACACCUACCUCUCCUGGGCCAUCUACCUCCCGUGGACGUUUUGGGAUUUACUUAACAGUCUCUACAACGCCUUCUGCUCCAUCAACUGCCAGGACUGGGGAUGCCGUGGAUGUCUCCGUGGUGAUAAGUGUAAGAAGGGGGAGCAUGGUGUUGUUAAUGAUGAGAAGCCAAAUAACAAAUGUCAGUGCUCUUCCAUUGUCGACUGCAAAGGCGUCGCACCAACGCUCUACCAGUAUGGUUUCGUCUUUGGUGAGGCGUCGACGUUGAAUGACAAGGCAUCGCCGAAGAAGUGCUCCGAUUUCUGUAGUCAAUUGAAGAAUGUGCUUGAAUCGCAGUAUUUCAAGAAGCUGUUCGAAGAAUGUGACAACUUCCUCUGGAUCAUCCGACAACCCUUCUCCUACCUCGUCCUUUCUCUCUGGCUCCUCUCCUUCCUCUACCUCAUCCACAUCAUGGUCAUCCGCCUCGACCUGCUCCACAUCAAAUCGCAUUUGCAUAGUCCGUCGAGUCAUAGGAUUGCUGCUCAAUCGCUACUUGCUGCUGCGCGUGUUAACAAGCUUAACAGAGUGUUUUACCUGCAACCAUAA
This is a messenger RNA of Babesia bigemina, 2178 nucleotides long. RefSeq lists its product as hypothetical. Lineage: Eukaryota; Apicomplexa; Aconoidasida; Piroplasmida; Babesiidae. Bases 1 to 2178 code for a protein of 725 amino acids. The record is from RefSeq and is a predicted model, not a curated record. The transcript has 2 exons.